GGAAUAAAUUCCACCCCGGAAACAUUCGCACGUACAACAAUGUCCCCCCGAAAGAUCAUUGCCGUCGUCGGCGCGACGGGAAACCAGGGGUCAUCGGUGGCCAAAACCUUCCUCGCCGCACCUGGCUGGCAUGUUCGGUGUCUCACGCGAGACCCGCGCUCCCCCAAGGCUUCUAAUCUCGCAUCCAUGGGUGCUGAGGUGGUGCAGGCAGAUCUCGCCGACCCUGCCUCACUCUCCCGUGCUUUCCAAGGGGCACACGCAAUCUUCCUCAACACCGACUUCUGGACUCCCUACCUGGCCGCCCUCGGCGCGUCGUCACUCUUCGAGGCGUGGAAGACAGCCAGUGCCGACGCCUUGGACGAAGCCCGCAUCCGGGGCUUUGACACAGAGCUACUGCACGGCCGAAACGCAGCCGACGCCGCCGCCGCCGUGCCCACGCUCGAGCGGUUCGUCUACUCGGCCCUGCCGCCCAUGAAGGCCGCGUCGGGCGGCAAGUACCCUCACUGUCUGCACUGGGAGGGGAAGGCCGCCGUUGCGGAAUACAUCCUGGGUUCGGACGCCGAGCCGUUACGGUCCCUCGCGUCCAAGACGUCCCUCAUUUAUCUCGGCGCCUACAAUACCAACGCCUUUCUGCUACCCAAACCCAGUGCCGACAGCCCUGGCGAGUAUUCGCUAAUGAUGCCGUGCGGCCGAGACACGCGCCUGCCCAUUGUCGAUCCUGCCAGGUCGACGGGCCCGUUUGUCCGCGCACUGGUCGAGCACGAGGAGCCGGGUACGAAGCUGUUCGCCUACGACCGCGCCAGUGACAUGACGGUCGGCGAGGCCAUGGAGGUCUGGUGCCGCGUCACGGGCAAACAGUCAAAGUUUGUAGGGAUGACGGAGGAAGAGAUGCAUAUGCUCACUGGCCUUCCGAACGAGGUUCUAGAUGGGCCGUCACAUAUUGGGGAGUUUGGCUACAUGGCGGGUGUCACAGGGUUUAUAGAGCCCGGCCAGCUCAAGGUUCCGGUCGAGACAUGCAGCUACGAGGAGUUUCUGCGGGAGCGGCCCCUGGAAGAGCUACUGUGAUUGUCUUUUGAAGAAGGAAAGAUCACUCACCGUGGAUCGUUUAAGCGAGGCAUGUCCGCACCGCAAGACCUAGUUAGUUGUACUGCUCCAACAGUUUUGGGCUACACGAGAGUAGAGGUUAGCACAACCAAGUUUUGAACAAAUAACCCAGCGGGUAAACAUUCGGUACCAACAAGAACUAGCCUUGGCGAA
This is a messenger RNA of Gaeumannomyces tritici R3-111a-1, 1257 nucleotides long. RefSeq lists its product as hypothetical. The coding region runs from base 40 to 1065 and encodes 341 amino acids. The record is from RefSeq and is a predicted model, not a curated record. NCBI's taxonomy places the organism in Eukaryota, Fungi, Ascomycota, Sordariomycetes, Magnaporthales, Magnaporthaceae. The transcript has a single exon.